This is a messenger RNA of Candidozyma haemuli, 1047 nucleotides long. RefSeq lists its product as uncharacterized. Gene Ontology annotation, cellular component: nucleus. NCBI's taxonomy places the organism in Eukaryota, Fungi, Ascomycota, Pichiomycetes, Serinales, Metschnikowiaceae. The record is from RefSeq and is a predicted model, not a curated record. The coding region runs from base 1 to 1047 and encodes 348 amino acids. Gene Ontology annotation, molecular function: RNA binding. The transcript has a single exon.
AUGGCGGAUAAUAUCAUCACCCAAGUUAGCCAGGACUCGACUGCAUCCGUCCCUAUGGUCGACGAGAGUAAUGGCAACAUUGACUACAACUCCAAGAUACAUCUUAAUAUCCGUGGCAAGGCAUUCGAAAUCACCAGAGACGAGCUUAUGAGCUUGCCAGAGAGCAUAUUAUUGAGUCUUUUCCCGAAUGGUGUGUUUUUGGAUAUGAAUGGUCAAGUUAUCACCAACUUGACGGAGGACGACGUAGUGUUUGUCAACUUCGAUCCUGAUUGUUUUGAAUACAUCUUUAACGUGUUUGGUGAUGCCCAGAGAAGUUAUAACGAAGGCACGUUAUCUCCACAAGUUUCCGGAACAAGCCGGCUUGACUCUGCUGCGUCCAUAUUGCAAACGAAACCCGCCAUUAUCGUGUUACGUGAGGACCUAGAUUACUACGUGAUUCCACCAGUCGCCGGCUGCACGCAUGCCGACUUUGCCCAUCUUAAGUUGAAGGUGGGAGAUAGCAUCUUGACGAAUAAUUCCGUUUUUUCAGGAUUAGGGUAUAAUCCCGAGUUGCCUCCAGCAAUUAACCAGACCCUCGGCCCAGCCGAGCAGCACUUAUUCGAGAUGUUAUGCUCGUCCGGAUUUGAUAGAACAGAGCUCUGGGGAAGCCGCUCAAUGGAACCACACAAGUGUGUUCUCUCGUCAUUGCUGUUGGUGCGUCUUGUCACACAACCACCUACCCCACCACAGCUGCCGCUGUUACAACCCGUACAAUCCAAUGCAUCCACCCGGUCGAGAUCUAGGUCUCGAAUCGCAACGUUGGCCUCCAGCGCCAGCAGAGCUGCAUCUCGUUCCUUAUCGCGGGCCAGAAAGAACAACGAUACGAAUUACACAAAGCUCUUAUUGUUUUGGAGAAAACCAGCAAGAAAGUGUUGGUGGGCAAACAGUGAGGUGACAGUACCCACUGCGGGUAGUGACACGCUCACCAAGCUAGGGUCCGAGGUGACCGUGAAGGUACACACUCGAAGGGUGUGGACAUUGGAGCUUUCUGUGGUAGGCGUUCAAUAA